CCCGACGCGACUACAGUCAGUUCCGCCGCGACCGGUGCUCUCGUCCGUCACGCGCGCGCCGCUUUCGUCUGUCGUAUUCGCGUUGAUAAAAAAACGUGUGCUCAGAGGUGAUCGAACGUUGUUAUUUAAAUAUUUUUUUCGUUUCGCACCCGCAACGGACGUUAUCCGUAAGUUCGCGAUUAUUGUCAAUUUCGCGCCGAAAUUUUUUUUCUCGACAGUCCGUCCGAGUAGUCACGCACUGCACAGCAGCAGCAUCCAACCGCCUCUGCCACCAUGCAACCGAGCAACGGCUCCAAAGACGUGCCGUCGGCGGCGGCCGAGAAGACUUGCGGCGCGACAGGCGGUUCCGGCAACCAGCAGUUCUGCUUGCGUUGGAACAACUACCAGAGCAACCUGACCAACGUGUUCGACCAACUGCUGCAGAACGGCACGUUCGUGGACGUGACGAUCGCCUGUGACGGUCAUACACUCAAAGCGCACAAGAUCGUGCUGUCCGCAUGCAGCCCAUACUUCCAGAGCAUGCUGGCCGAGAAUAAGUGCAAGCACCCGAUCGUCAUAUUGAAAGACGUCCAGUGGCCCGAACUUAGGGCAGUCGUCGACUUCAUGUACAAGGGAGAGAUAAACGUUUAUCAGGAACAGAUUGGCCCGCUGUUGCGCGUCGCCGAGACACUGAAAGUCCGCGGUUUGGCCGACGUCAGCAACGAACAACUCACCGGCGGUGGUGGGUGUGAACCACAAGCCGCGGCCACUGUGGUGACACCCACGACUGUAGCACCCGAAUCUCCCAAACAGCCAGCCCGGAAGCGGCACAGGCUGUCACCACCGGCGGCUAGCCCAGAGUCUGUCAUAUCCGACAUGGGAUCGUCGGUCGCGGACACGCCGCUCAACUUGCACCACAUGCCACCACCUCCAGCCCCCCAUCAACAGCAGCAGGCGCAGUCGCAAUUAUCGCACGUGCACCACCAACAACAACAGCAGCAACAACAACAACAACAACAACAACAACAACAACAACAACAACAACAACAACAACAACAUCAGCAGCAGCAACAGCAGCAGCAGCAACAACAACAGCAGCAACAACACCAACAACAGCAGCAGCAGCAGCAGCAGCAGCAGCAGCAGCAGUCGUCACAACAGCCACCGGCACCACAGGCCAUGCCGCCGUCCGCCUCGUCCGCUUCAUCGUCGUCGUCGUCAUCGUCAUCGAUACCACCGCCGAGCAGCGUGGCCGACGAUAUGGAGAUAAAGCCGGGUAUCGCCGAGAUGAUACGCGAGGAAGAAAGAGCCAAAAUGUUUGAAAGUUCUCAGGCCUGGCUCGCAUCCACGUCCUCGCCAAUGACUUCCGACAGUUACCAGUACCAGUUGCAGUCCAUGUGGCAAAAGUGCUGGAACACCAACCAGAGCCUGGUGCACAACCUGCGGUUCAGAGAGCGUGGUCCGCUCAAGUCGUGGAGACCAGAAACGAUGGCCGAGGCUAUUCUGUCCGUGCUCAAGGAGGGCCUUUCGCUGUCGCAGGCAGCCCGCAAGUACGACAUCCCGUAUCCAACGUUCGUGCUGUACGCCAACCGGGUGCACAACUUGCUCGGUCCAUCCGCAGACGGCGGCGCAGACUUAAGGCCUAAAGGCAGAGGACGUCCUCAAAGGAUAUUGUUAGGAUUUUGGCCAGAAGAUCACAUUCAAAAUGUAAUCAGGACUGUUGUGUUUAGAGACGCACAAAACAUCAAAGAAGAAGCAUUACACCUUUACCCAAGAAUACCGUGUUUAUCCGACCCAAUGUCUGGUGGUCACUAUGGUAACAACGCGGUUCAGUCGGUUGAAGGUCCUGUGUCGCCAAACUCUGCCGCGGCCGCUGUGGCUGCUGUCGCGCAGGGUAUACGGCAGCAAAUGAUGGCCGCCGCCGGACAUAACAUCUCUCCUUCAUCGGGUGUUGACGCGUUCGCCCUACUCGCCUCUUCGCACCUACCCAGUCCGGCUGACAUGUCACCCAAUUCGUCUCCACCCGAUUCACCGUUAGUUUCCAACAACAACGUCGAGGUGAGCCUUAGCGGUUACAAGCGAUCCAUCGACCACUCCAACCAAGAUAACGUGUUCGUCGAAGACAUUGAUGAGCUCGUGAAGAACAGCCAUUGUACUGGAGGCUCGUCAAUGGGCAACAACAUCGAUCAGCAGCCGUUGCCGUUAGUCAUCGAGCAACGGACUGAAUAAAAAAUAACACCUACACACAGACUGAGAUAAACUAUAGCGAACAAAUCCAAUAAUACUGAUGUAUUAAAGACUUUGUGGUCAUGUGAGUUGGUCGUCGAUUAAAAAUCAACAAAA
Rhopalosiphum maidis (corn leaf aphid) is the source of this 2322-nucleotide messenger RNA. RefSeq names its product protein bric-a-brac 1-like. Gene Ontology annotation, molecular function: DNA binding; protein binding. The coding region runs from base 274 to 2208 and encodes 644 amino acids. The transcript is spliced from 6 exons. Gene Ontology annotation, cellular component: nucleus. Gene Ontology annotation, biological process: regulation of transcription by RNA polymerase II. NCBI's taxonomy places the organism in Eukaryota, Metazoa, Arthropoda, Insecta, Hemiptera, Aphididae. The record is from RefSeq and is a predicted model, not a curated record.